CGGCCGGCAGCGUCCCGGCACCAUGAGUUAUCCUCGCCGAGGCUCCCCGCUGAGCCCGGAUCCUAACGGCCGAGGCGGCGGAAGCGCCUGGGAACUGAGUUCCGAGGCGGUUUAUAGCAGCGUGUGCUGCUACGAGCACCUCUCCGGCGGGGACCCGUCGGAUGCCGAGGUGACCUUGGCCCUGCUGGGCGGGGAUCCGGGGCUGCCCCUGGCGCAGGGCUUGGAAGAGCACGGUCGUCACUUGACCCUGGACUCCUGCCUAAGCGACGAGACGUACGACUUUAGCUCGGCAGAGUCGGGUUCCUCCCUGCGCUACUACAGCGAGGGCGACAGCUGCGGCGGCGGUGGCGGGGCCAGCAGCUCCUCGUCUCUGCUCAUCCCCCCGCAGACUCAGCAGUCGUCUCUGCACUCGUCGAUCUCCGGAGGUGCGGUGGCGGCGACUGCAGAUCCGGCGGAGAGGAAGCGAACCCGCCCGGGCUGCCCGGCCUCCCGGCAUCGGUAUGAAGUGGUGGCCGAGCUGGGCCCGGAGGAGGUCCGCUGGUUUUACAAGGAAGAUAAGAAGACCUGGAAGCCCUUCAUUGGCUAUGACUCUCUCCGCAUUGAGCUGGCUUUCCGGAAUCUGAUUCAGGUGACUGACAACAGGCCGCGGGCCUUGCGAGGGGAGCCCGGCCCAGCCUCGAGCUCCGGGGAGGAGGACGAGGACGGAGCCUGUGGCUACUGCCGGAACGCGGCCCUGAGCGAGCCGGAGCUGGAGGAGCUGGUCCACAUCGAACCGGUGUGCGUCCGAGGCGGGCUCUAUGAGGUGGAUGUAGCCCAGGGAGAGUGCUACCCCGUCUACUGGAAUCCCAGGAUCCAUCUUCUCACUGUAUCACCCUUUCCUCAUGGAGAACACAAGGAAAAAAAAAAAGCAUUACACAGAGAAAGUGACAAAAUACCAGUAAUGCGCGGACAAUGGUUCAUUGAUGGUACUUGGCAGCCACUAGAAGAAGAAGAAAGCAAUUUAAUUGAACAAGAACACCUUAAGUGUUUUAAGGGUCAACAGAUGCAAGAAAAUUUUGAUAUUGAAGUGUCAAGACCCAUAGAUGGAAAAGAUGGCAGUGGAAUCAGCUAUGCUGUUGUCUACCACCUCCCUCCCUUCUCCCUCCCUUUGUUCAAAUGGAGAGGAUAUAAGGAGAGUACAGAUGCUGCAUGUCUUAAGCGAAAGCGUUCCCAAGCCAUUCAUAGUUUAAAGUUGAGUCGUAACCAUGUGGAUUGGCAUAGUGUGGAUGAGGUAUAUCUUUACAGUGAUGCAACAACAUCUAAAAUUGCAAGAACAGUAACACAAAAGCUGGGUUUUUCUAAAGCUUCAAGUAGUGGGACCAGACUCCAUCGAGGUUAUGUAGAAGAAGCUACCUUAGAAGACAAGCCCUCACAGACUACUCAUAUUGUAUUUGUUGUGCAUGGCAUUGGGCAGAAAAUGGACCAAGGAAGAAUAAUAAAAAAUACAGCCAUGAUGAGAGAUGCCGCAAGAAAAAUAGAAGAAAAGCACUUUUCUAAUCAUGCAACACAUGUUGAAUUUCUGCCUGUUGAGUGGAGAUCAAAACUUGCUCUUGAUGGAGACACUGUUGAUUCAAUUACUCCUGACAAAGUAAGAGGCUUAAGGGAUAUGUUGAACAGCAGUGCAAUGGACAUAAUGUAUUAUACAAGUCCACUUUAUAGAGAUGAACUAGUUAAAGGUCUUCAGCAGGAGCUAAAUCGAUUAUAUUCGCUUUUCUGUUCUCGGAAUCCAGACUUUGAAGAAAAGGGGGGGAAAGUCUCAAUAGUGUCACAUUCCUUAGGAUGUGUGAUCACUUAUGAUAUAAUGACUGGCUGGAAUCCUGUUCGACUUUAUGAACAGCUGAUGCAGAAGGAAAGUGAGCUACCUGAUGAAAGAUGGAUGAGCUAUGAAGAACGACAUCUCCUAAAUGAAUUUUAUCUAACUAAGCAGCGGUUGAAAGAAAUUGAAGAAAGAUUACAAGGAUUGAAGACAUCAACUGUGACACAAACACCUGCCUUAAAAUUUAAGGUUGAAAAUUUUUUCUGCAUGGGAUCCCCUCUAGCAGUUUUUUUGGCAUUACGUGGCAUCCGUCCAGGAAACAGCGGAAGUCAAGACCACAUUUUGCCUAGAAUCAUAUGUAACCGGUUACUAAAUAUUUUUCAUCCCACAGAUCCAGUUGCUUAUAGAUUAGAACCAUUAAUUUUGAAACACUACAGCAACAUUUCACCUGUCCAGAUCCAUUGGUAUAAUACUACAAAUCCUCUACCUUAUGAACACAUGAAGCCAACUUUUCUCAACCCUGCAAAAGAACCUACCUCAGCAUCAGAGAAUGAAAAUUUGUCAGCAGUAUCAAGCCCAGUGACUUCACCUAUCAUGUCUCGACGGCAUUAUGGGGAAUCUAUAACAAAUAUAGGCAAAGCCAGCAUAUUAGGAGCUGCUAGCAUUGGGAAAGGACUUGGAGGAAUGUUGUUUUCAAGAUUUGGACGUUCUAGUAGUUCAUCUACAUCACAGCCAUCUGAUGCAUCAAAAGAAGUAACAGAAGAAGAAAAAAAGCCCAUCAUCCCACCAAUCAGCACUACAAUGACCAUGCAGACCUUUCCACAUAGCAGUUCUGGCUUUCUUGAUUCUACAUUGGAACUGGAUCACAGGAUUGAUUUUGAACUCAGAGAAGGCCUUGUGGAAAGCCGAUACUGGUCAGCUGUAACAUCACAUACUGCAUAUUGGUCAUCCUUGGAUAUUGCCCUUUUUCUUUUAACUUUCAUGUACAAACAUGAACAAGACAAUGAUGCAAAGCCAAAGUUAGACCCAAUCUGAACUUUUGAAGGAACUUUAAUGGCACAAAAUUGUUGCUUGUUAAAAUUCAGUAUGUUUAAGACA
Messenger RNA from Sarcophilus harrisii (Tasmanian devil), 2893 nucleotides. It is a transcript of the gene DDHD1, whose product is annotated as DDHD domain containing 1. Gene Ontology annotation, molecular function: glycerophospholipase activity; metal ion binding. Gene Ontology annotation, cellular component: cytoplasm. Lineage: Eukaryota; Metazoa; Chordata; Mammalia; Dasyuromorphia; Dasyuridae. The transcript has 15 exons. Bases 23 to 2830 code for a protein of 935 amino acids. The record is from RefSeq and is a predicted model, not a curated record.